AUGCACUGUACAUAUGAUCCAGAAAAGAGACCCACAGCUGAUGAGAUUCUGGACCAGCCAAUCAUCUCCUGCCGCAGGCAGGAGCUUGAGGAUAGAGUAGCCUUGCUGAACUCAGCAAUGAAAAAACCCAAGUUGAGCACAACGACUGAGAGCCCUGUUGCUGUAGUGACAACACGCUCUAGGGAGGUGUAUUUCUAGGGAGGAGGAAAGUUCACACCUCAGAAAUUGGACGCCUUUAAAGGUGGCAGCAGUGCCCAGCAUGUGUGUGCAGGGGAGACCCACUUUGCUGUGGUUACCGUGGAGAAAGAGCUUUACACUUUGGCUAGUGUCCAAGGUGGGGCCAAGAUGGUGGGCCAGUUGGGCCAUGGGGACCAGGCCUCGUACCGGCAGCCACGCAAGGUGGAGAGGCUGCAGGGAAAGGCCAUCCGUCAGGUCGCUUGUGGAGCUGAUUUCACUGCUUGUGUCAGUGAUGAGGACCAGAUGUACAUGUUUGGUUCUGACUACUAUGGCUGUAUAGGAGUGGAGAACGAGCAGGGCAGGGAGGUCCUAGAGCCCGUGCUGUUGGAGUUCUUUGAGGAGUGGCCUGUCAGGCAGGUGUCCUGUGGAGACAGCCAUGUGGUGGUGCGGACCCACAGGGGAGACAUCUACUCCUGGGGCUGUGGAGAGCAUGGGCGUCUUGGCCUGGACUGUGAGGAUGACUUUAACUCCCCCAUGCAAGUGGAGAUACCCAAAGGAGCCAUUAUCUCCUCUGUGUCCUGUGGCCUUGACGGAACCUUCUUCCUGACAGAAUCUGGCAAAGUCUUGGCCUGUGGGAACAACGAUCUGAACAAGCUGGGUCUAAACCUGGGAGUCUCUGGCCUCAAAAAUCUUCCUGGAGAGGCCUACCAGGGGAUACCAUACACCACCACACUCACUCUGGUCAAGCAGCUGGCCAUGUAUAAGAUCCAAGUAAUUUCCGCUGGGAAGACCCACACUGCUGCCAUCGACGAGUGGGGGCGGCUGAUGACCUUUGGGUGCAACAAGUACGGUCAGCUUGGUGUGAAGGACUUCAAGAAGCACCAGGGCAUCCAGCUCUUGUUGGGGUCUUUUGGGGGGAAGGUGGUCAGCAAAGUGUCCUGCGGAGAUGGCUUCACCAUCGCAGCCACAGAGGACAAUCAGAUCUUUGCCUGGGGAAACGCAGGAAACGGACGCCUGGGAAUGCCCGCUGAUAAGGGGUUCGGCACGAUUUGCCCUGCUUUACCACAACCCAUUUUCGGCUCCCUCCACCAUGUGCCAGACCUCUCCUGUCGCGGCUGGCACACUAUUCUAAUCAUAGAAAAGGUUCUCAACUCUAUCCGCUCAAACAGCAGUGGACUUUCAAUGGCCAUGGGCUCUCUGUUUUAUACCAGUGUGGUACUGUACUGA
This is a messenger RNA of Coregonus clupeaformis (lake whitefish), 1404 nucleotides long. RefSeq names its product serine/threonine-protein kinase Nek9-like. Lineage: Eukaryota; Metazoa; Chordata; Actinopteri; Salmoniformes; Salmonidae. Gene Ontology annotation, molecular function: protein kinase binding. The record is from RefSeq and is a predicted model, not a curated record. Gene Ontology annotation, cellular component: centrosome.